Molecule: messenger RNA, 984 nt
Organism: Bipolaris maydis ATCC 48331
Lineage: Eukaryota; Fungi; Ascomycota; Dothideomycetes; Pleosporales; Pleosporaceae
Product: 3' exoribonuclease family, domain 1-domain-containing protein
Biological process (GO): poly(A)-dependent snoRNA 3'-end processing; nuclear mRNA surveillance; rRNA catabolic process
Cellular component (GO): nuclear exosome (RNase complex); cytoplasmic exosome (RNase complex); nucleolus
Source: RefSeq, a predicted model, not a curated record
AUGGCUAUGAAUAUUGACAGACGGAGAAAUAAUGCGCCCAGUGGUGGAACAAGUGCUCCUGUAUUUGCGCGCACCAUCAGAGAGCCGCAAUAUGUCGAAAAGUUGAGACCGACAAGAUCAAGAGGCCUAAAUGAGCUUCGCAGGAUCUUCCUCCAAACGUCCAUCAUACCCUCUGCGUCCGGCUCCGCUUACCUUGAGAUACCGUCGUCUUCGGCUGCGAACCAUUCUAGCCUCAUCGCACCAACCUCAUCACUUAAGAUAACGGCCUCAAUACAAGGUCCAAAGCCCCUCCCCCGCAGCGCGCCCUUUAGCCCUUCGCUUCUCCUUACGACUACUGUGAAAUUUGCACCGUUUGCAACACGGCAUAGGCGGGGCUAUCUACGCGACGCAACAGAACGCGACUUGGGCGUGCAUCUGGAGACAGCACUACGAGGCGUCAUCAUUGGUGAGAGAUGGCCCAAGAGUGGCGUGGAAGUUGUGGUCACAAUUCUUGAGGGUGAUGAAGAUGGCUGGUGGGGUGAUUUGGCAAGCGGGGGAAGUGCGGCAGGAAGUGGAUGGGGGCUCUUGAACGUUUUGGCAGGCUGCAUCACGGUUGCCAGUGCUGCGAUAACAGACGCAGGAAUUGAUUGCGUGGAUGUAGUAUGUGGAGGAGUGGCUGCCAUUGUACGAAAUCCGUCGUCGAAAAACGAGCAAGAGCUGCUUAGGAUUCUGGACCCAUGUCCUGCGGAACACAAGGAAGUGGUUGCAGCGUGCGUAGUGGGCUACUUGGCUUCAAGAGACGAGAUCACGGAGAUGUGGAUGAAGGGAGACGUUGGUGCAGAACCAGAUGCGCUCAUUGAGGGAGCUACACACGCGGCUGUGGGCAGCCUCGCGGUAGUCAAGGAGGUAUUGCUCGAGGCAGUUCAGGCCAAGUUUCAAAAGCAAGUCGAGGGCGGCGAGAGCGGCGUGAAGAGAAAGGCGCAGGACGUGGACAUGAGUGGAUGA